AUGAGAGGAGCAUCUCUCCGGGACCGGGACACAGCACCAACCCGGGGCACCGGGAGACAGCACCAACGGGAACGGGAAAAGCAGCUUCACAAAACAGGAGCAUCUCCCGCUGUCCACAUUCCGGGUGGUUCCGAAUCGCCUUGCAGUGGCAGAGGAGCGACCGGCAUCGGGAGACCGUCUGUGCGAUGCCCAGAUAAAGAUCCGUCUUUAGUACCCUGGAACCCAGGACAUGAUGAGAGGCACAAAGUUCAAAUUGGACGUGGGACGUUCCUUAAACUGGAAUCUUCAGCGACUGUACAUUCCAUCAUCAUUGAGGAUGGGGGCAAACUGGUGUUCAGCGACACGCCGAGGGUACCCAUCACUCUGAGAGCCCGCUAUAUUGUGAUCAGGAACGGCGGGGAGCUGCACAUUGGAGCGGAUAAGUGUCCCUAUACUUCCAGGGCCACCAUCUCUCUGGUCGGCAGAUCAACAGAGGGUCCACAGGUGGAGCAAUUCGGCAAGAAGUUUAUCGGUGUGGACAGAGGAGGGGUCUUGGAGCUGCACGGCAGGAGGAGCUUGUCCUGGACGCUGCUGAGCCGCACUCUGUACCCGGGCGGUUUGCAGUAUGGAGCCUAUCGCUACGACAGGCGCCGGGGCAGCAGGGGCUUCAAUGUCCGGGUAAUAGACCCCGGCACCGCCAGGCUGCUGCGGGCCGACCGUUUCGACACCCACCUGUGGGCGAACGAGAGCCGCCGGCUGCAGGAAUUUCUGCGCUCCCAGCCCAGGGGGCGGAUCGUGGCGGUAGCGGUGGGCGAUUCGGCAGCUCGGAGCCUGAGCGUGUCCGCCAGGAACGAUCUCCAAGAGCUGCUGGGCAGUGAACAAGCCAGGCAUCUGGGAUAUAGGCAGCCUUGGGCUAUCGUUGGAGUUAUUCGUGCAUCCGAAUCAUUCGUCGUGGAAGAUAGACGAUUAUAUCAGCCUAAUGGAUCCACUGGUAUGGCCAUAGCAAGGAGAGACUUUCAGACAUAUGAUGGGACUCCUUUUACAGUUACUGCCUUCAGUGAGUGGGUUCACGGUGUACCUCAUUGUGGCUUUCGUGUGGAGGUGUCGAAGGGUGUAGUUCUUAAUUUAAUGGAUGAUACCUCAAGCUGGUUGCCUGGUGAUCAGAUAGUCAUUGCCAGCACUGACUAUUCUAUGUAUCAGGCUGAAAACUUUAACCUUCUUCCCUGCCCUGAAUGCAAAGUUAAUCAGGUUAAAAUUGAUGGUAAACCCCGUUAUCUUCAUAUGGGUGAAGUUAUUGACGGAAUAGAUAUGCGAGCUGAAGUUGGACUUCUAAGUAGAAAUAUCCUUAUAAAAGGAGAAAUGGAGGACUCUUGUUAUGGGCAAAACUUCUGCCACUUUUUCAGUCAUGAUACGUUUGGUGGACAAAUAAGGAUCCUACGAAACUUUGCCUCCGUUCACUUGUCUGGUGUGGAGUUAACAAACAUGGGCCAGCAGAUUCUUGGCAGUUAUCCAGUCCACUUCCACCUGGCUGGAGAUGUGGACCAGAAGGGUGGGUACAAUCCACCAACCUACGUGGACAAUGUAGCCAUUCAUCACUGUUUCUCCAGAUGCGUUGCUAUACAUGGAACGAAUGGCCUGUUGGUAAAAGACACUAUAGGCUAUGAUACAUUGGGCCACUGUUUCUUCCUGGAGGAUGGAGUGGAACAGCGAAAUAUACUGUAUCACAACCUGGGCCUCCUUACUAAGCCAGGCACUAUCCUCCCUUCAGACCGCAAUGCGAUCAUGUGCGUCACAAUCCGCGAUCAAGUUUAUGGAAAUUACAUUCCUGUGCCAAGCACUGACUGCAUGGCUGUCACAACAUUCUGGAUUUCCAAUCCAAACAACCAUCUUAUCAACAAUGCAGCUGCUGGGGCUCAGGAUGUGGGGAUUUGGUUUAUCUUCCAUCGAGCUCCUACUGGACAAUCUGUUGGUCAAUACCCAGAGGGUCAGUCUGAAUUUACCCCACUGGGGGUAUUUUAUAACAACAGGGUGCAUUCCAAUUUCAAGGCUGGACUUUUUAUUGGCAGUGGAGUGAAGACAACUGAGUCCAAUGCCGAAGAUCCCAGGGAGGUUCUUACUGUUGACUUUGCAAGGUUUCGCCCACAUCAGAACGCUGACCCGAGAAAGCCACGGGUUCCUGCUAUUAUUGCUGGCCUCGUAUCCUUCAAAAAUAAUGACCAUGGAGCUUGGGCUAGAGGAGGAGACAUUAUAUUCCGCAACUCUGGGUUCUCUGACAAUGGAAUUGGCCUGACUCUCGCAAGUGAUGGAACUUUUCCAACUGAUGAGGGGUCCAGCUUGGAAGUGACAAAAUCGAUCUUUGUUGGUGAAAGUAUUAAUGUUGGCUGUAAUGGAGGACAGAACAGAUACUGGGGCAAGGGAGCACAUGGGGAGUACAGGACCCUACCAAGAAACAGAACUUUCCCUAUCCGUGGAUUCCAGAUCUAUGAUGGUCCGGUCAGAAUUACUCAGUGCACGUUUAAGAACUACAUGUCUGUCCAUGAGCGGUACUCCAGCGCACUUGCAUUUUUUAUGAGAAACUCCUGGCAAAUCAGCCCCCAAAACAAUGUGUCUCAAGUCAAGUUGGAGUGGAAUGUUAACCUUGAGGUAUUCUUUGGAAAACCAGGACAGUGGUUUGGAACAAACAGUCUUGAUGGUGACCAGACAUCAAUAUUCCAUGAUUUGGAUGGUUCAAUGACAGGGUAUCCUGACACGUUUGUAGCUAGGGCUGACAACUACCUGGUUCGCCAUUCAGGAUGCCUCAGUGUGCCCAGGUGGAAUGGAGUGAUCUGCAGUGGCAAGUAUGCCCAGCUGUAUGUUCAGGCCUGGCGCCCAGAGAACCUGUCUCUGCUCAUCACAAAGGAUUCAUACCCAGACCAUCCCCUGACGCUGCAGGGUGUAAAUCGAGGAGCAUCUUAUCAACAGUACCAGCCUGUCAUCAUGCUGGAACAAGCCUACACAUUACGGUGGAAUGGCCGAACGCCUGAACAGAUUGUCCUCUAUCCGAUCAACUUCAACCGAGGGAACUGGAUCCAAGUUGGCCUGUGUUAUCCGAAGAGAACAGUUUUUAAAAUCAUGUCUGAUAUAUACGAUCGAUCGAGUGGAAGAGUACACAGUGUGAAACGGUAUAAAGCAGCAUCGUCCUUCAAUAUCAUGCAGAAAAAUCCAGACAAGAGUCUGUAUUACUUUGACAGCAGUGCAGGGAUUCUUUUCCUUAUCCUUCAAGCAAAACAUGUCCGGAAAGGCCAUAGUUACUGCUCCAAACAUGGCUGUGAACGUGUGAAGAUCUUGUCGCAUGUCAUCUCCUGGGAAAGCAGUGACUGCUUACGGAAGGGCCACCCAGUCAAACACUCAGGCGAGCCAGUUCAUCUCAUCACUCUGACUGGACGGGUGGCUGCCCCUUGCAGACACUGUGGUGCCCCACAGGUUGCUAUAACAAGUGACCCGCACACAGUGUACAUCAAAAUUGAGAUACAGUCACAGAGCCCAGGAGACGUACAAAAUGGACGUAAAUUCUCUUUCAUUAAGGUGAAUGAUGAAGUCUUCCUGGCCGAGAAGGCAGGGUUGCUAUUUGUCAUGGUGGAUGCAUGUUCUGGAGACAUUUUGAGCAGGCAGUAUUUUGACACAGCCCAUACUCUGCAGGUAGCUGACUCCAUUGCUAAUUACAUCCAGGAAACCAUUCGAGAAAGAGUGCAAGACAUUCUGCUGGGACUUGGGAUUUUGAACUGAUCAAGAAAAUCAUAAGGAAACAAAAUAAGCUGUAUUUUUCAGAAAAGCAGACUCAACAAACAUCUUACAAGUAACAAAAAGACUAUCAAAACUGUUGCUGUUAACAAAACACUUGACCUCAUGGAGGUUGCAAAAAUAGAAAGUAUAAUCAUGUCAAAUGUUCGAAACCUCAAGAUUAUGAAACUGAGUU
Rhincodon typus (whale shark) is the source of this 3934-nucleotide messenger RNA. RefSeq names its product cell surface hyaluronidase-like. The transcript has 23 exons. NCBI's taxonomy places the organism in Eukaryota, Metazoa, Chordata, Chondrichthyes, Orectolobiformes, Rhincodontidae. Bases 1 to 3744 code for a protein of 1247 amino acids. The record is from RefSeq and is a predicted model, not a curated record.